Ixodes scapularis (black-legged tick) is the source of this 563-nucleotide messenger RNA. RefSeq lists its product as uncharacterized. Lineage: Eukaryota; Metazoa; Arthropoda; Arachnida; Ixodida; Ixodidae. The transcript has 5 exons. Bases 45 to 563 code for a protein of 172 amino acids. The record is from RefSeq and is a predicted model, not a curated record.
AUAGCACGUUCACUUGGCCGUAGAGAAUCUACGAGUUCGAGGCAAUGCUGGUGGUUAUGGACAUCCGGUGGACACUAGCGCACUUUUUCUUUUCUGUUUUGUUGGUUUUGGGUGAUGCUCAAAUGAAGAGUGAACCAGCAGCCCUGCAGCAGCCAAAUGCCCCGAAUAUGCCCAAAUCCUUGAACUCAGCAGCAGCCAAGACCAAACAAGCAGCCCCAAACAAAACACCAGCGCCAGCACCUACAUCAUCUUCAACAGCACCGUCAACCGAUCCCGAAAUAUGUGAGCUGUCGAAGACUGGAUCGGAAUUUGCAUUACAAUCGCUGCAGUGCACGUUGCAACAUCUCCCAAAAAAUAUUGCAGAUAAGUGGAAGGCCCACAUGACAACGAAAACGAAGAACGAAUCUGACCUAUUGACAGAAAUCUGCGAUGCUAAAGACGAAAAUGAAGACCCGGAAUUCAUGAAAACGUUUUCGGCCGAUGACAAAGGAAUGGUGAAUGACACCUCAGUAUUGUGCAGAAUAAGACACACGACUCCAUCUGAAUGCAAAGUGCUGCAAUAG